AUGUUACAAUUUCAAUAUGAGAGAACAUUUAUAUUAAACAAAACAAAUGGAUAUGUAUUGUAUGAUGACAUGAUAAAAUUUUUUUCAUGGUUACUGAAAUUGAAGAUGGAAAAUAAUAUUAUCAAGAAAUAUUUGCUGAAGAAGAAAAAAGAAGUAGGCUUGCUUGGUUACUUAGUGAUUGUUUUCAAAUGGAUUCAGGAAGGAAUUCUUUUCCUUUGUGUGAUGAAUGGAGUUCUAAUAGAGGGAAAUGGUGCAUGUUUUCCCCUUUUAUGUGACAGGUCCAAGGCUUUUAAGCUUCAAGUAGAGGGUUUAGUGAAUGACUUGAAAACCUCAGCAUUAUCAACACAAGAAAAACUAGAAACAAUUGAAGAAAAAUCAGAAAAUCUUGUUCAAAACUCAAAUCAAAUACAAGAGUCAAUCAUAACAAUUGAUGAACAAUCCCAGAAAGUGGGUGAAAAUCUCAAGAACUUGUUGGGUGAUUUUGGGAUUGUAAUGAGGCAUUCAAAAGGGCUUAAUGAGCAAGCCAAGGGGAUUUCCUUGUCUCAAAUGGAGUUAUUAGAAGGACAAGGUUUAAUGAAGGAGAAAAUGGAGGAAAGUACUGCACAUAUUCUAGAAUCUUCCAGUAAUCUAAGACAAGAAAUUGAUGUUUUAGAGAAGAAAACAGGGGAAGUUGGAAAGGAAGUUAUUAAGGUUGGAGCAGGAUUAUCUAAAAAGUUGCAAAAUCUUCAAGGAAAAACAGAUGAUAUUGCUGAUAUGGCUGGGAUCACUGUAGAGAAGCAACAUGAACUUCUUGUUGGGCAAUCUGAGGCUCUUAAGGGUCUUCAAUCUCUUACUGAAUUUCAGUCUGAAGCUCUUGAAGAAAGCAGGGUUAGUUUACAAGAAAUAGUAGGAUUUGCACAUGGACAACACCAAGAACUGCAGGAGCAGCAGAAGCAGCUACUGCAGGCUCACAAUCUUUUGGCUAUUAAUUCAAAAUCAAUGUUGGAAGCUCAGGAAGCUUUCGAGUCGAAACAAGGAAAUAUGUUUAAGGCAAUUGAUAAGCUCUUUGCCUUGCACAAUGCCAUGCUACUUGAGUCAAGGCUUAUUAAAGCUAUUUUCAUCUACUCACUCUUAAUUGUGGUCAUUUACAUGUUCACUAGCACAAAGCAAACUUACUCUGUGAGAUGUAGUCUUUACAUAGGUCUAUGCAUUGCAUUUGCCCUAGAGUGUGGAAUACUACAGUUUUCAAGUAUUGAGAUUGAACAAAAAACUCAAUUAAGAACUAUAAUUAAAUCACUUCUUUGUGGUUUUGCUCUCAUCCAACUUUUAUACUCUUUCAUCACUUACAGGGAUUAUGAAGCACUAAAUCACAAUAUGUUAGCAACUUUGAUAGAAAAAGUAAAUAAGAUUGAAAAAGUAAGAGAUUUUUCAUUGGAAGAUGACUGGGAAGAUGAUAGUCAUAUUGAUUGGCUUUCAUGGGUAGAGAUGGAUUUGCCUGAAGAUUUAAGCAUCAAUGAAGAUCCUGACUAUAUGCCACCAAUACUUGAUCAACAUGUAGGAACUUCACAAAAUUUUAAAUAA
Amaranthus tricolor (Joseph's coat) is the source of this 1560-nucleotide messenger RNA. Its product is annotated as protein GAMETE EXPRESSED 1-like. The record is from RefSeq and is a predicted model, not a curated record. The transcript has 8 exons. Bases 1 to 1560 code for a protein of 519 amino acids. NCBI's taxonomy places the organism in Eukaryota, Viridiplantae, Streptophyta, Magnoliopsida, Caryophyllales, Amaranthaceae.